Messenger RNA from Acaulospora morrowiae, 845 nucleotides. NCBI's taxonomy places the organism in Eukaryota, Fungi, Glomeromycota, Glomeromycetes, Diversisporales, Acaulosporaceae. The record is from the annotation of a GenBank genome assembly.
CCGCAAUACAAAGUCUUAACAAAACCGUCCCCAUUGAUUCGGUGAUAUUCGGGAACGUCUGUCAAACCGAUAAUGCAGCUGCUUAUUUAGCCCGUCAUGUCGGUCUAAGGGCCGGCUUACCAAUAGAAACACCAGCCUUAACCAUAAACAGACUAUGUGGUUCCGGCUUUCAAGCUGUUAUUAGCGCUGUUCAAGAAAUCCGCUCUGGUGAUGCAAAUAUCGUUCUAACCGGCGGUACGGAAAGCAUGAGUCAAUCGGGAUAUACUUUAUCGGCUAGCACAAGAUGGGGAACUAGAUACGGUAGUGAUCUAAAACUCGAGGAUUCUUUGGCUGCCACGUUGAUAGAUCAGUACCCAACAAAGACUCCAAUGGGUGUUACGGCCGAAAACUUGGCUAAAAAAUAUAAUAUUACACGCGAAGAAGCUGAUAAUUAUGCAUUGUCAAGUCAAAAACGCUGGGAUGCCGCCAAUUCUGCUGGCCGUUUUUAUGAUGAAAUAACGCCCAUUGAAAUUAAAACAAAAAAGGGAACUGAACUAUUCGCCAAGGAUGAACACGCUCGACCUCAGACAACCGCCCAACAAUUAGCUAAACUGCCGGCGGUAUUUAACAAAAAUGAUGGUGUGGUGACAGCGGGUAAUGCUUCCGGUAUAAGUGAUGGUGCGGGCGCAAUAAUCGUGGCCAGCUCAUCGGCUGUAGAGCAACACGGAUUAAAACCCUUUGCGCGCAUAGUUAGCUACCAUGUUUCCGGGGUUGAACCUACGAUCAUGGGGAUCGGCCCGGUACCUGCUAUCAAGGGUGCUUUGCAAAAGGCUAAAUUGAAACUUUCGGAAAUUGGAUUAAUUGAG